Messenger RNA from Stereum hirsutum FP-91666 SS1, 1158 nucleotides. RefSeq lists its product as uncharacterized. NCBI's taxonomy places the organism in Eukaryota, Fungi, Basidiomycota, Agaricomycetes, Russulales, Stereaceae. The record is from RefSeq and is a predicted model, not a curated record. The transcript has 2 exons. The coding region runs from base 1 to 1158 and encodes 385 amino acids.
AUGGGCCCUGUCGUCGACUCCUCCGACCCUCAGAGUCAGGCCACACUUGUCUCCGUCUCCACCACCUUCUUUCCAGGCGCAGCCCUAGAGCCGCUACCAGAAGACCUCGUCGUCCUCUCCUCCGACUCUGUCUUCUUCUAUGUGCACUCCCAUAAGCUCCUCGCUGCAUCCCAUACCGGCUUCGAUGGGCUCCUCAGACGGCACGUUAAAUCUAGCGUAGCAGGCUCCGACCCUGAUCAGGUCCUUCCUCUACCCGAAAACUCCAUGGUCCUCAACGUCCUCCUUCACACACUCUACUCCAUGUCCGUCUCUCAUUAUUCACCCACCCACGAUACCAUCACACAUGCAGUCACUGCAAUGGCUCGAUACGGCAUCCCCAUCAAAGUCUAUAUCGCACCGUCCUCUCCCUUAUUUUGUCUUAUCCUCGCCAACGCGGCCCAUUCUCCACUCGAGAUGUACGCUCUUGCCGCCUCCUUUGACCUCUUCGAACUCGCCGCCUCCGUCUCCGUGCAUCUUCUCUCCCUCCCUCUCUACUCCGUGACCGACGAGAUGGCCGCGAAGAUAGGUCCUGUUUACCUUAAGCGGCUGGUCUUCCUGCAUCUCGGCCGAAUAGACGCCCUUAAACGCCUCCUCGUCUCCCCACCAAAUCCUCACGAACCUACAUAUGAAUGUGAUUCGUCUGAUCAGAAACGAGUCACUCGAGCGUGGGCUCUUGCCUCUGCCUACCUCGCUUGGGAUGCACGACCAGAUUUGUCGACUGGCACAAUACGAAGUGCUCUGUCACCCUUGGCGGAUCACCUCACUUGCGAGCGGUGUAGACUCCACCUCCGGGAACGUAUAAAUGACCUCGUUGCCCAGUGGUCUACAGUAAAGGUAAGUCUUUGCUCGACCUUCAAGCCAUCUUCGCCGCGUGGUUGCUCAUAUGAUCCUAUAGAGAACGAUAUGACCCUAUUAUUAGUCCCGCAACCUCUGGCCUCACGGCGUACUUCACUCCGGAACUUACUCCCAUUCUCGUCUUUCAGUUGUUUCAGCCUACAGAUUUACCCCAUCGGCCAUGAUUGGAGUCGCACCCUUCCCCAUACACGCAGGAUGGGCCGCUCUCCUGGCCAUUUUUGGAGCAUCCAUCCGCAUUCAACGCUAUAUUUCGCGCCAUCAUGA